Molecule: messenger RNA, 1399 nt
Organism: Panicum virgatum (switchgrass)
Lineage: Eukaryota; Viridiplantae; Streptophyta; Magnoliopsida; Poales; Poaceae
Product: probable long-chain-alcohol O-fatty-acyltransferase 4
Exons: 1
Coding region: 102-1115 (337 amino acids)
Biological process (GO): lipid metabolic process
Source: RefSeq, a predicted model, not a curated record
CGGUUGGUGCGAGGUCCAUUCAGAGCCACUAGCAGCGCGCGGCAUAGCGGGCGCUCAGCGGCUCAGGCACGCUUGUGCUCUGUUUCCGGGCGCCCGACGCCAUGCUGCACCACUCCGUCGUCACCGUUCCGCUGGCGGCUGCCUUGGCCAUGCUCUAUGCUCGCCUCGUCGCCACCUUCGUCGGCCCUGGCCUUGGUCGCCUUCUUUUCCUCACGCCGGUGCUCGCCCUCCUCCUCGUACUUCCCUUGGCCGCCCCGCUCUACAUCACUCGCGGCACAGCCGCCUUCUUCCUCGCCUGGCUCGGCGAGUUCAAGCUCCUCCUCGCCUCCGGCCGUGGUCCACUGGACCCGGGCCUCCGUCCCGUUCCCUUCGUGUUCACCGCCACGCUCCCGGUGAAGCUCCUCCCGGGUGCCGCGGCAGGGGCGGAGGAGAAGGUUUCUUUGCCUCUCCUUUCUUCAAGUAUCAAGGUCGCCAUCAUGGUGGCGCUCCUCCAAGUUUUCCGCCGCCGAAAGGACCAGAUGCACCCUUACGCGACCUUUGCCCUCUACGGCAUCUACAUUUACUGCUUCCUCGACUCCCUGCUGCCGUGCCUCGCCGCGCUGGGGCGCGCACUGAUGGGCAUGGGUCUGGAGCCGCAGUUCGACAAGCCGUACCUCUCGACCUCGCUCCAGGACUUCUGGGGCCGGCGCUGGAACCUCAUGGCCUCGGCCGUGCUCCGGCCGGCCGUCUACAUCCCUGUCCGGGCGCGCCUCGGCGCCCCCGCCGGCGUGCUCGCCACGUUCCUCGUGUCGGGGCUCGUGCACGAGGUGGUCGUGUACUACAUCACCUUCCGGCUUCCCACGGGGCAGCUCACGGCCUUCUUCCUCUUGCACGGCGCGUCCAUGUGCGCCGAGAGGUGGUGGGCACGGAGGUGGCCCAACGCAAGUAGGCUGCCGCGCGUGGUGGCCACGCCGCUCGUCGUGCUCUUCGUGUUGGCCACAGCGUUGUGGCUCUUCUUCCCGCCGCUCUUCGGGAACGGGAUGGACGACCGCUUCAUCGCCGAGUUCAACGCGCUGUCGGCGGCCUUGGUGGAUGCCGGAGGGAGGCUGCUCCGGCUGGCCGGGAUAGGUCGCUAGAGAGACUUGCUAGGUCGGUCCACGGAGAAGAGAGACGCUGCGACCGCAGAGGCGCAGACAGAGCAAUGCAAGCAAGGCUGAGCGUUCUUCGUAUCUUGAAGCGCGUCUACUGUUUAGGAAUGAAAAAUCCGCGUGGACAAAUAAAAAAGGUUCUUGGAAGGGCGCUUGUAAUUCUAUCUGCUAAUUAUUGCUCUAUUGAUUUACUACAGAGGAGAUGGUGUAUUAUGUAUAUAUACAGUCGAAUUGAGAAUGGCAACAUGCCCAUGCUGCUAAUUAUUGUUUAA